AUGGCCCUCCCGCUAGCGGGAAAAGUCGCGCUCGUCACUGGUUCGUCUCGGUCCAUCGGAGCAUCCAUCGCAAAACGACUUGCUCAGGACGGUGCAAAUGUCGUCAUCAACUAUGCUACCAGUGCAGAUGCCGCCUCCGAGGUAGCCGACGAAAUCAACGCUGGAAAAAAGGGCAAAGCUGUCAUUAUCCAAGGGGAUGUCACCACCCUUGACGAGGGCAAACGCGUCCUCCACGAAACCGUAAAACAACUGGGCAGAAUCGAUUUUCUUAUUCUAAGUGCUGGCCUUAUGGGCAGCAAAGUCAUGAACGACGUCGAUGAAGACUUUUUCGAUCAUCACAUGAACAUCAAUGUCAGGACACCCUUGUUCAUGAUCAAGGAAGCGAUCCCUUUACUUCCCGCUCCAGGUGGCCGUAUCAUACUCUUUUCCUCAUCACUCACAAAGGCUUCCGGUGUCUUACCCAACGCCCUCGUUUACCUCGCUUCCAAGGGUGCCGUCGAGCAGAUGUCCAGGGUCCUUGCCAAAGACUUGGGAGGCAAGGGUAUCACCGUAAACACAGUCUCUCCCGGUCCCACAGAUACCACCUUGUUCAGGAACGGAAAGCCAGAAUCCGUUAUCCAGUUUAUCGCUGCGCAGAAUCCCCACAAACGACUCGGCCAUCCCGACGAGAUUGCACCUAUCAUCGCCUUCCUUUGUAAUCCCGAAGCAGGCUGGAUCAACGGCCAAAAUAUCCUUGUCAACGGCGGUUUCGUUGUCUGAAUACAUAUGU
This is a messenger RNA of Marasmius oreades (fairy-ring Marasmius), 769 nucleotides long. Its product is annotated as putative secondary metabolism biosynthetic enzyme. The transcript has 4 exons. The coding region runs from base 1 to 759 and encodes 252 amino acids. Lineage: Eukaryota; Fungi; Basidiomycota; Agaricomycetes; Agaricales; Marasmiaceae. The record is from RefSeq and is a predicted model, not a curated record.